GGUUUUUUCAUACCAUUAAUAAAAAAAUUGCAGAGAUCCGACUUUUUUGUUUCCCUUUUAAUGAGAAAAAUCCCAAAUCAGGGACAAAAGAAGAAGGAAGAGCAAACCCUAAUUAUCCGAUCAUGCCACCAAACAACAAUCUGAGAAGCGUAAUCCAGCAGUGCCGCAAUUUCAUAGCGAGGUCUCGCGGAUCAUCGUUCUCUAGUGUUAACAAUGGCAGCGGUGGUAAGUCUAAGUUUGAUAGUUGAAAUGGGAAUUAGCGUGCAAGCUCUACCUCCGACUUGUGGACCAGAUUGUACUGAUGAAUUCUUGAAAGAAGACUGCAACAAAUAUUGUGUAGGUUUGUCUUAUAAAAAUGGUGCUUGCAUUUUAUUCAGAGGAUUUCCUUCACAAAAUCGUUGUUGUUGUUUUUAAAUGAAAAAAUAUAAUUCUUCAUACUCUUUGAUCCAAUAUGUUUUA
Molecule: messenger RNA, 459 nt
Organism: Camelina sativa (false flax)
Lineage: Eukaryota; Viridiplantae; Streptophyta; Magnoliopsida; Brassicales; Brassicaceae
Source: RefSeq, a predicted model, not a curated record